Nematostella vectensis (starlet sea anemone) is the source of this 3763-nucleotide messenger RNA. Its product is annotated as nuclear exosome regulator NRDE2. The transcript has 9 exons. Gene Ontology annotation, biological process: regulatory ncRNA-mediated post-transcriptional gene silencing; RNA processing; negative regulation of RNA catabolic process. The coding region runs from base 116 to 3598 and encodes 1160 amino acids. Lineage: Eukaryota; Metazoa; Cnidaria; Anthozoa; Actiniaria; Edwardsiidae. The record is from RefSeq and is a predicted model, not a curated record. Gene Ontology annotation, molecular function: protein binding. Gene Ontology annotation, cellular component: catalytic step 2 spliceosome.
GCACGGGCUACCUGUCUCUCCGGCAAGCAACCCGUCAUGCACCGGCAAAAAUUCAUCUCCAUUCCCCUCGAUUCGUUGUUUCCAAGAUGGUUGUGGAUGGUCCAUCUUGACAGCGAUGGAACAGGAUUUGCAAACUAGUAGCACCUCAUCUCAGCCACAAACCUUGUUCCCUAUAGCCAGCUAUAUCAAUGUCGAGGGGGUACCAGGCAGAGGCAAUGGCUUUCUGUUCCCUUGCGCUCAAUCGUCAUUACACAUCGAGAAGGAAAACGGAAUAAGCAAUGACGAUUGGUUGUCAAAUCCAAGUUUCACUUCGCCCAUUGAGCAUCAAGGUGUCAUCAGCAGUGACCAUCAGCAGGAUAUCUCAGAUUCAGGCUCUAGUGAAGGUGAUGGUCGACAUGGAAAUAAUGACGAAGACGUUUACGAUAAAGAUGACCAAAAGCACAAAAAGCCAAAAAAGAGGCAUAAGAGUCCAGAGAGGGUUGUGAGAUUAAGCCACAAAAAGAAGAAGAAAAAGCAUAAAUCAAAGCAUUCAAGAAAAGAUAAAUUAGCACCUAGUGUUAAAUAUAAGAAUGAAGAACACCAGAAGCCUAAUACUAUAUGGAUUGAAGAAUGUGGCUUGGAAUUAAAAGAUGCAUACAGGGUCUAUAGCAAACCGGAUGUGAAUAAUCUUGCAUAUGGGUCGUUGUACAGGUUGGAUGUUGCUUUGUAUAAAUUGAAGCCAAGGAUUGUUUGCAUUGGGCUUGGCAAGCACCAGAGUGUGCAUCUUACUGAAAAAAGUAAAAAAGACAAAAAGAAAAGAAGAGCAGAAAAUGUGAGGUACUGGGGUGUUCAGAUACCCCCACUAAGUGAGGUACAGUCAGUUGCUCCCCAAAAAAGAGCAACAACUGAGUUCUUCAGUGGUAAUAUCCAGAAUUAUGUUUAUGUACCACUUGAUCUUCCUAGUGGAGGAAAUGAAGCGAAUAACAGACAAGUAAAUGCAGAAAAUUUAAAUGAUGAAGGUGGCACUAUGGAAGAAUAUACUUCCCAUUACACAUCAGAACUUAACAAGAAGUUACGUGAAAACCCUCAUGACAUUGCAGCCUGGUUAGAACUUGUCGACCACCAGCAGGAAGUUGUAAGCAAAGGACAGUUAAGAGCUGGAUUUACUGAAGCUUUAAAUGAGAAAAAAAAGAGGAACCAGGCUGUGAUAACAGAAAAGCAAAUCUCUGUCUUAGAAAAAGCUCUAGAGCAAAAUCCCUCCUCAGAAAUACUCAUCCACAAGCACCUAGAAUUGUGCUCUGAGAUCUGGAGUGUAGAGGAUCUACGACAAAGAUGGAAUAAAGUUGUUUUCACACACCCUAACAAGGUGAAUCUUUGGCAUGAAUACUUGAGGUUUACCCAGUCCAGAUUUUCAUCAUUCUCAUUCAGCAAGGCCCAAGGUGCCUACGCCAAGUGCCUCAGUACGCUCCUGGCCCUAAAAGAAGGGACCUUUCAGUCUCACCAAGCACAAGGUGACAUUGAGUCGGACAUGUUGGAUGUGUUUCACCAGUUUUGCUUGUUUUUAAAGCAGUCAGGUCACAUGGAGAAGGCUGUUGCAAGUUUACAGGCAAUGAUUGAACUGAACUGCUUCUGCCCUGGAAAUAUUGUUUCCAACACACCAACGAGUGGUCAUCUUGCAUUCCUGGAAACAUUCUGGGACAGUGGUAAACCAAGGUUUGGUGAAGAUGGUGCACAAGGCUGGAAGGUAUGGAUGGAGAAGAGUCCACACAGAGCAGAUGACUGUUUUGAUUUGAAGAAGAUUUUCAAGUAUUCUGACAGAAAUAAGAGGAAUGACGCAGGUGAGGGUGAAGUCAGUGAUGGGGAAGAGAGACUGAUCCAGGGACUUUACAAGGCGGAGGCAUGGAGGAGCAUAGAGAUAUCCAGAGAUCACACUCAGGUCAAACCAUGGCGACCAAACACUCUGGCAGGGGAAACAGAGGAAGACUGUGAAGACCCAGAAAGACUUGUGCUGUUUGAAGAUGUGAGCGCAUGUCUGUUCAAGCUUCAAAACCCACAGAACAAUCUUAGACUAGUGAUUCUGCUACUAGAGCUUCUUGGAGUGCCAGUAAAUCACAGAGAAGCCACUAACGACUUCAGUUUUCAGAGACACUUCACAACAACGUUAGAAUCUAAGGAAGAAGUUCUCAAAACAGAUAGAACAAGUCCAGGUAGUUCCUGGAAAAGGUACAAUUCCUGGUACAGUCACCCUGCCAUAUCAUUUCCGACACCAGAGGUGCUGGAUUUUGUACGUAGUAUUUUUGCUCAGGCAAUGUUGGUGUUUGAUGGUCAAGACCUCGAUGAGCUGAUGGUGACCUGGCUGGAGUAUGAGUGUAGCUUGGUACUUGCUGAAGCGUCAGAGAACACCAGAAAGCAGAAGUGCAAGGAAGUCCAAAAGUUGGCAAAAGCAUUGCUGAAACAGCCAAACAACAGGAACAAUCUCAACCUAUGGCGUGAGUUUGCCUGUUCGCUAUGGAUGUUGGGAGAAUUGUCUGAAGCCCGCCGCAUAUUUGAUUCCACAUUAGCCAUGGCUUUUCAAUCAUGCCAGGACAUCAGCAUCAAUUCAGAGCUCAUCUCGCUUUACAGGCGAUAUGCUGAGCUAGAACUAUCAAGUUCAACACUUGAAGACCGGAAGCACCGCAUUACGGAGCUUCUAGUGCAUCUAACUGAGCAUGGACCGAACAAACCAGGAGGUGCAAAACAGGGUGACCUCUCAGCUGCACGGAUACUCAGAGCAAGAAAAACCUGGAGUCAACUUACAGAGGAAGCCCUUAAUUCUAUGCACGAUGGGAAUAGCACAAAUACUGGUCCCUCUUCAUACAGUUUAGAUGUCUUAAUCUGCAGCGCUUACUUUGCAUACGUCACACAAGGACUCCAAGCUGCUUCCACGACUUUUGAGAGGGCUUUAGUCCCUCCAGUGUUCGAUGGAUUCUGUCGUGAAGCGCUGUGGUUGGCCUACCUUGGACUUUACCGUACCCACAUGGCUCAACACACUGUACCCUUAAAGGAACUCAGGAGCAUCCUCCACAGUGCCUUGAGGGAGUUCCCAGACAACCCAGAAUUCCUUGCGUUUUAUCUCAAAGUGGAAUCAAAGUCUAACCUCACCGGGGAGGUUAGGAGGUUUUUUGACCAUGGAACUCACUCAGCAGUGUCACCUGUGCAGUGGAUCUAUGCUCUUCAUUACGAAGAGGUGCGGUCUAUGGCAGUGUCUAUUGCCUUGGACUGCACACAGGCAGCACUAGUACAAGGGAGUCGGAACUCAGCUGUGACAUCACUACCAAUGACAGGUGUCACUCAUCGCCAGAGAGCAUUGUUUGAACGAGUGGCAUCGUCUUCUGUAGGGAGACAGUGCGUGCUAUUAUGGAGAAUGUUUGUCGAUUUUGAGAUGAAGCAAGGCAGUACAGACAAGGCCAAGACAGUUUUCUACCAAGCUGUCCAUCACUGCCCAUGGGCGAAGUCUCUAUACCUUGAUGCUGUUAAAUACUUCGCAGAAGAUGUAACUGACACUCUUGAUAUGAUGCAUGAGAAGGGACUUCGUGUCCGAGCUCCCCUUGAAGAGAUCGAAAUUCUACUACAAGCAUGACUGGGAACUUAUUGUUUUUGGCUCACCUUCGUCUACCCUGGGUUCAUUGGGUCCUUGCACAUGGAGAAAAUUGCCACAAAUGAAUGCCAGGAAGAGCAGCCUCUGGCACCCAGGCUACCCUAAAAGUGAUUCUACCAGGUUGUGUAAUAAAGCAAAUGACUUCAA